Messenger RNA from Rhinichthys klamathensis goyatoka, 1218 nucleotides. Its product is annotated as sialoadhesin. The record is from RefSeq and is a predicted model, not a curated record. Bases 1 to 1218 code for a protein of 405 amino acids. Lineage: Eukaryota; Metazoa; Chordata; Actinopteri; Cypriniformes; Leuciscidae. The transcript has 8 exons. Gene Ontology annotation, biological process: cell surface receptor signaling pathway. Gene Ontology annotation, molecular function: transmembrane signaling receptor activity.
AUGAUGCACGACUCUAAAGAGAAAGAGUUGAAGAUCACUGCAGAGAUCAGACAGAAGUGCAGGUGUUACGGCUGCAGCGGAUCAGUCUGCUCUCACUGGAGUGAUAAAGUGACUCUUGUCUCGGAGAUACCUGAACCUGUUCUGACUGUUCAGCCUGAACCAUCCCAGAUAUUCAGAGGAGAGACUGUCACUCUCACAUGUGACAUACAGGGGGAAGGAUCGACAUAUAGAUGGCAGUGUGGAGAUGAUAGAGGAGAGCACGACUCUAAAGAGAAAGAGUGCAAGAUCACUGCAGAGAUCAGACAGAAGUGCAGGUGUUUCGGCUGUAGAGGAUCAGUCUGCUCUCACUGGAGUGAUGAAGUGACUCUGACUGUGUCGGACAAACCCAGAGUAACUGUGAAGCCCCAGAGUUCAGUGUUCACUGGAGACACAGUUACUCUGAGCUGUGACGUGAGACACUCAACUGGACUGAGGAUUAUCUGGUACAAAGACUUCCAGAUAAUACAAUCUGGUGAUGAGACAGUAACACUGAGAGAUGUGAGAGUCUCUGAUGGAGGACAGUACAGUUGUGGUGUACUAAGAGAAAAACCCAAAAAACAAGGUCAAAGAGUCACGCUAACAGUAAGAGAGAGACCCAAAGCUGUAUUGCGUGUUCAGCCUGACGGACGAGUGUUCAGAGGACAGACGGUCACUCUCACAUGUGACAUACAGGAGACAGACGUCACUAGCUGGACCUACAGCUGGAAGAAAGAUGAUUCACAGAUUCAUGUCAGUCGAUCACAGGAAUACAGAAUCAGUUCAGUUAGUGAAUCUCACACAGGUCAUUACAGCUGUAGUGGAAGAGAGACGCGAGGAUCACGACACACACACACCAGUGAUGAAGUUACACUGACGCUUUCAGGAUCUCCUGCUCUGAUCAUUGGAGUGACUACAGGAUUGAGCGUCUUGUUUCUGCUCAUGUUCUUACUGGUCCUGCUGUGGCGCUGCAAACACAACAAAGGUUCCUCUCACCUCCUCAAAAAAACAUAUACAGACAAACUUCACGAUAUUGAUCGAUGGAAGCAUGCAGACACAGUGAAUGGGCCUUCGGAUGUGACCUAUGCUGAGAUUGACCUGAAACCAGUGAAGGGAAUGAAGAAGAAAAAGAAAGAAAACAAAGGAAAGACCGGUGAGAGUUCUGACACGGUUUACUCCAAACUGACCAUCGCAACAGGUUAA